AGCAGUCGGCCCUGUAACAUAUUUCAUUUUACAAAACCCCGUCAUGAUUUCAAUAUCAGUCUGGAAUCAAGUCUGGGAUUGAGUCGAAUCCAUUUGUGCCCAGAAUAAGCCACAAACCAAUAUCCAUCUUCAAAUAUUUUAUACAAAAAGCAGUGCAGGAAAAACCAGGAAUACCAAUUUCCAUCCAGAAUGGCGGAUGAUCGAAAGAGUUUCAAUGCGACAACGGUGCAAGUGCAUAUCCGUAGUGCAUCCGAGCGCAAACCCAAAGAAGCCACCGGAAUGCAGGCACCAAAGAAUGAGGAGAAAAAUGAGUCCAAGGAGCGCAAGGAGCACAAAGACAGAAAAGAAAGAAUCAUCGGCAAGAAAGAGUGUCCGCCGCGAAAGAGCAGCGGUAAGCAGACCAAGGAGCAGAGGAUCAUCAAGCAGUUCCGGAACAUUGACUUUUCGCGCAAGGACUCGGACCACAAGCUGACGGUGCAGACCCUGGAGUUUCCGGAUGUCAAUAUCAAGCGGACGGAUCUGCACAAGCGGGACGAGUGCGGCCAGAGUGUGGUGCAGAAGAGGGGACGGGAUCUAGGCAGCUCCAGCAACUCCCACUUCCGGGAUGGGGUGAUGUCGGUCAAGAUCCGGAAGAAAAGCUGCACAUCGAGCACGUCCUCGGUGUCCAGCAGUCGGAUCUCCUCGGAGCGGCCAUCGGCCCGGGUGCGCGGCAUGCCCGACUCGCAGGAGAUGAUCGACUCGCUGCACGAACCCUCCGAGCGUCUGCCGUUCUUCAAGGGCGAGGCCUGGAAGAAGCCCUGUCCGGCCAGUUUUAUCGCCGGAGCCCCACUCUCCCACAUCGGACGCUGUCCGGAUAACUACAAUCAGCUGGCGAAGCUCCGACCAUCGCGGCAGAAGUUCUUCCUCACGCAGGACCCUCGGGUGACCCACUGCCUAGUGAAUCCCGUGGCACUGCGGCACAAGCCGCUGACCAAAGUGGAAGAGUACGAGGUGAUCAGCAAGAUGGUCAAGUACGGCGACAAUCUGUGCGCCAGCACGGGCUCCGAGGGCUCCGAGUCGCACAUCAGCGAACUGAUUGACCUACAGAAUCCCUUGAACUUGGACUUCCACGGCAUGGACUACAAGAACACGUACGAGCAGGACGAGAACGAGCAGGAGGACACGCAGACCUACUGGCGGGUCAACCGGUACAUGGCCAGGCGUGCCACAAAGAAGAACACCCAGGUGAAGGUGGAGGCAGAGCUGAAGGCCGAGCGUCUGGCGGUGCCCAGGCGCUUCACGACCCUCAUCAAGGACGAGCCCGUAAAGGAGGAGCCCCCUGUGAAGUCGCCACGUCUGGUGGACCUGUACCGCAGUCCCGACAAGCCCGCGAACAAAAAGAAGAUCGACGAGGAGCGCGCGAAGCGAGAGGAACGCUACAAGGACAUCUAUUUGCGGAAAAAACAGCGCGAGCUGGAACAGGAGAAGGCGCGGGAAAAAAGGGAGGCUGACGAAAAGGAGAUUCAGGCCCGCACUGUGGCCGAGCAGGAUCUCAGCAAGGAUCUGGCCAUUAUCGAUGACGCCAUCGAGCGGAGCUUCCGCAAGAAUGUCGAGAUCAAGCCGGUGGUCCGCAAUCGCAAGGUCUUCCCCAAGACCCUGACCGAAACGGAGCGCCUCAAGGCCGUCAUGCACCGCGAGAACUGUGUCAGCCGCGACCUGGCCAAGGUCACCCAGCAGUUCUUCCUGGAGCGCACCGGCAAGAUGAAGAAGCUGCUCGCCGCGGAGCAGAACCUCCGCUGCGAGGAGAGCAUCGAGGGGAGCGUGGGCUCGACGCCCAGCGAGCAGAGCAGCGACGACGAGGAUUACCUGAAGGUGGGCAAGAUCGGCGAUCACUUCCAGCUGCGCGGCUUCCACUUCAAGCACGGCGACGGGCUGCGCGGGAAGCUGCAUCGCCACCAGAUCAUGCAGGGCCAGCGCACGGUCAAGGGCUGUCUCACGCGCGAGGAGUGGCUCAACCAGCUGGUGCCACACAAGGAGCCCAUCAAGCUGGACAUUGAGCGGGGCAUCAUCAAGGUCAUGGAUCCCGACGACCCCAACAUGGAUCUGUUCCCGCCGGCGCCGCUGCUGAUGCGACAACACGUGCGCAAGAGCGCCGUCAGGGAGUUCAUCGACAAGCGCCUGGGCAUGCACUACCAUCGGAUGCUGCGCAAGAACAUCAAAGUGAUCAAACCGAAGCUGCAGUACAACGUGCAGAAGUUCAACCUCAUUCGCUAUGUCUUCCCCGAGAAGGUGAUUGUGCCCGACGAUCGGGAUCUGGUGGAUGUGGUCGAUGUGGAUGUCCUGGAUGCCACAAAGACCACCACCACCCUGGAGUAUCUCAAGCUCAAGCAGAAGAUAGCCUCGAUCAAGCGCCACAAGAAGAAGCUCGCUCGCAUGGAGCUCUUGGGGCUGCCGUGCCAGGAGAUCAAGAGGCAACAGUUGCGGGACUUGGGACAGGAUGAAGGAGAUCACGAGGACAUCGAAGUGGACUGGGUGCCGACGCCAGAGCCGCCCUACGACCAGUCGGCCACUGAUGGGCAGGGAUCGAGCAUCGACAGUCGCCUCUCAGCCGGUUGCGACACUCCCCGGAAGGACCCUAGCUGUUUUAUUCCCACCUGGAAACGCUACGGGAUGGCUCCAAACAACCAGAAGAACCGCAAUCGGAACAGAUACUGGAGCAAUAGCAUCCUAAAGGGACGAAUGUCCCCAGAGAACUCCUCGGAGGACCCAGAGAGUCGGCAAAAAAACACAAACCACGAUAGAUAUUGGCGGAAUAGCAUCAUACGGCGACAGCAGGCGCCCGACGAUCACCAGUCAAUCGCUUCGAUCUUUCGGAACAGCCGCAAUCGCGAGGGCUACUGGCGCAAGAGCAAAUUGUGCGGCGAAAAGACCUCGAACGGACGCCUGAUGGCCGGCGAAACGUAUCAACCCAUGCGCUACCGCGGAAAUAUGCCAGCACCAAAGCUGCGAGAGAAAACCCUGACGAUUCAUCCACGUCGCCGUCGCGACUAUGAAACCGAGCGCAUACCCUCGGCCCUGUUCAAUGAGGUCCUGCCCUACUCCCCCGUGCCGCUGAUGGAACAGCCCGAGGAGGAGAGGAAGCGUCUCGCGAAUGUGCGGAAGAAGAAGCGUCGGUAUACGGACUUGUUUGAGGCACGCCACCAUCACGACCACUGGGCGCCCACCGAACUGAAGAAUGUCCAUGUGCAGUACCAGAACAAGACCGUCUAUCCGGAGAUCACAACUAUCCGUAAGAGGAUCAAGGAACCUGUGUUCAGGUUCGAGAAGGCCAAUCCCCCGUGCAAGCAACACAUCGACAUGGACAUGUCGAUGCCGCGCUAUGACUUUGAGACGAUGAUCCGCGAACAUCUGGCUGUCACGCGCACCGACAACAAGGAGGCCACCGGCGAGGUGGUCCAUGACCUUUGCUAUCCCCACGACUUUGUGUUUCACUCGCGGGAUCCCGAGGAGAUUGCCAAACUGGACUUCCCAGGACGCAGGCAGUAUCUGGAGUUUCUGCGCGAGACGCGCGAGGCCAUCUACGAGACCAAGGACAUAGAACCGGGCGAGGAGCGGCUGCUGGUGGACCGCAAGGCCAUCGAGGCGGAUCUGGAGGAGGAUCUGCGGAGCAUCCAGAACUGCCUGAGUUCGCUGAGCAGCUCCACGUGCACCGACCUCUCGAAUGACAGCGGCAGCUUCCUGGUGGUCGAGGGCAAGACCAAAAUACCCCUGGACUACAUACGGAAGCCACUGGUGCCGUUCGAGGAGAUGCGACGCUCACGCUUCCACGCCACGAUCAUCGAUGUGAAUGCCGAGGACGAGGAUCCGUAUCGAAUGCUGCCCUUUUCGGGCCAGCACAAGGAACAGUCGGCCAUAAUGGGUCCGAAGGACACCUUCUUUACUUUCAGCACACGUCUAAGGAAUAGUCUUCGCCUGCGAUUGGAGGUGGAGGUCCCCGAUGUACGUAAAACCCUCCUGGGUCCAGGGCAUCACAAAUAUUACGGCGCUGUGAUCACAGAUCUCGAUGAGAACUACAUCGAGGAGCUGAAGAGUCGGGCCAACGUCAAGACAUUCAACUUCAAGACUGGCAUAGAGCUGCUCAAGGACGCCAUGAGGCUGAAGUACGAGUCCCUGCUGAUCCAGGGCCAGAUGGUGCGCACAAAGAUCUACGACCGGAUGAACGAGCGGCAUUGGGUCAACAUGAAGAACGCCAAGAACCUGUACGAGGGUCUGUUCGCCAAGUGGCAGAAGAAGCAGUACAACGCGGCCAUGAUGCUCGUCUACCAGGUAAAGGCCUACUACGAGAUCACCGACAAACUGAAGCAGGAGUACCGCGAGCUGGAGCGCGAGCUAAUGAUGCUCAACAUGGACAUUGUGUUCAUCGAGGGCCAUUGGAUACGCUGCAUCAUGCUGCAGAAUUUCCACUACCUCAUGGGGGACCAGGACUGGCGCAUGGAGAACGACUGGAUACAUUUGGUGCCCGCUACAAGGCUGGGCAAGGAAGAUACGGAGGACGUCGGCGAGGAGCAGGAGCUGGAUGAGGAGGAGGAGGAGGAUGUCGAAAUGGAGCUGGAACGCGCAGACAUCUCCAUAGCCAAGCGGGCCAUCGUCAACAUUCGAGUGCGCGACAAGGACGAUGCCUGGGCCAUACGCGCCUUCUACUACGAUGUCUACAUGGAGAAGAUCCAUCCGAUCCUGCAGGUCUUUCCCGAUGCCGAGGCCUUCCUUCAGGGCGUGAAUAAUCUCAAGACCCAGACCUUUAUGACCCUUCUCGAGAUGCACUUCACGCUCUCGAUCCACACGGAGCUGCAGGGGCGACUGGAGACCUUCAUGGACUGGUGCAGCAAACACCUCAAGGAGAAGGAGGAGUACGUGGCCCGCAAGUCCGCCAAGAAGUUCUUCAUGGAGGGGCGGGCCAUCGAAAUGGAGGCACGGGUGCUCCACUAUCUCGGAAAACCCAUCGAGCAGUCCUUCGCCGACGAGGAGUACAACAAGCAUCGGGCCGUCAUUGCCGAGGUCUGGCGACGCAUCAUUCCCGACACUGUCCGGGGCACCAGCGACGUGUUGCCCUCCUCUGCGGACAUGGUGGCUGGCAUCAGUGACGUGGUGAUGGAGCUCCUCGGGAAAUUCGAGCACCUGGACAUCCACAAGGCGCGACAGGUGGAGAACAGCCUGCGCAAGAAGCGCCGCUAUCUGCAGAAGAUCUCGGCGCAGGCCUACCAGGUGGAGCGGCGCAUCGAAAUGGAAAUGAAGAAGGUGCGCCGCAACCUGGAGCCCCCCUACAAGCCCCCCAAGCGGGAGGGCCGUCUGCCGCGACUGUUCCUCAAGAAGCGGGUGGUGAAGCAGCCGGUGCAGAAGAUCGUCAUCUCGGAGAACACCAAGAACUUCAUGCGGGCCUUCAAGGAUGACGGCGAGAUGAUUGCCGACUCGCUCACCCAGGAAUCGCUGAUGGUGGUGGACAACAUGCAGGAGCAGAUAGUGCCCUUCUACUUCGAUCAUUUCCUCAAAAUCAACGGCUAUACGCCCAACUACAACUUCAAGACCAACAUCGAGCUGCGCGACGGCCCCGAGCUGGCGCGCUUCAAGGUCAAGGAGGUGCUGCCCGAUGUUAUCAUUCGUCUGGAGAACUGGGAGCUGAUGCACAAGAAGAUCAUGGAGGAGAACAUUCAGCGCAACCCAAAGAUGUACGAGAAUAUUAGCUAAGCACCAUAUUUUGCGUUUAUUUUGUGCUUUAAAAAAGACGAAUAUUUAAUAAAUUACAAGUGAGAGACCUGCAAGGGAGGCUGCCGUGCCCCAGUA
Molecule: messenger RNA, 5817 nt
Organism: Drosophila miranda
Lineage: Eukaryota; Metazoa; Arthropoda; Insecta; Diptera; Drosophilidae
Exons: 2
Coding region: 190-5721 (1843 amino acids)
Source: RefSeq, a predicted model, not a curated record